AAAUCCUAAAACUUGAAACUUCGCAUCUCUAUCAACCUUCCCCCCUUCCUUUCCCUACUCAUCCUUCUUCUUUCUUUUGCUUAUUCUUUCUCUCUCUCUCUCUCUCUCUUCUCCCUUCUUCUUCCUCUCCAAAUCUAGGUUUUUUUCAAACCCAAAUUUGGGUUUUUCUCAAACCCAGAUCUAGGUUUCAUGACAUAAAAUAACAAUCUGAUGAAGUUGGUGAUAAUAAGAAAAGCAAUACAAAUCAUUCCAUUAUAUUAACUAUGUUGGUGCUGUUUCGUUGAAAACGAGGAAGACGAAGGUCGUUUAGCAGGAGGAUCUGCAAGCGAGGUCUGCAUGGAGUACGAAAGAAGAACCCAGAUUUGAAAAUUUCUUUUUUUCUGUUUCAGAUUUGAAACUUUCUCUGAUCCUGUCAUAGACACUUCAACCUAUCAAGCUAUCUUUGGGGUUUUCCCUAAUUUUAAUGGUUAGAUUCCAAUUUUAAUAUUCCUUACUUACUCCCAUCCCCCGUCACGAUCGCCAAGUACCAACGGUGAUGCCUUCUUCCCUUUUUCACCUCUCAAGUUUUGUUCUCCGACUCCUGACCCUCGCCGACGGCGCUUCUCUUUCACCUAUCCACUUUCUAACGAUCCUCACCUAUCGUCGCCAUUUCAUUUCAGGCUUUGUUCUGGCCUUUUUCUACCUUCUCUCUUCAGAACCUCAGGACCUCGUUUGCUACAGCCAACUUUUUCAAGAUUCCAAUUUUAAUGGAGUACGAAAGAAAAACCCAGAUUUGGAGAGGAAGAACAAGGGAGAAGAGAGACAGAGAAAGAAUAAGAAAAAGAAAGAGGAAGGAUGAGCAGGGAAAGGAAGGGAGAAGGUUGAUAGAGAUGCUAAGCUUCAAGUUUUAGGGUUUGCAGAGGUAAGGGAAAAGGAAAGGUAAAGGAGAGAAGAAGAGGUUUCUUUUUCUUUUUCUAACGUGUGGAAAAAAAAUUGACAUUAUUA
Messenger RNA from Rubroshorea leprosula, 984 nucleotides. The record is from the annotation of a GenBank genome assembly. NCBI's taxonomy places the organism in Eukaryota, Viridiplantae, Streptophyta, Magnoliopsida, Malvales, Dipterocarpaceae.